UGCAACGCUUAACAGUGCGCAUUGAGUUGCACUGUAGCCCUGGCCGGAGUUAACAGAGCGCCGGAAUGUCAAUCAAAUAAACAAAAAGAAGCGGCGUGAAGAAAAAAGCGAGAAAAAAGUGCAGCGAAAUCAAUGCGAGAGCCAACAAAUGCAAACUAAAUGUUGUAAAUAAAAGUGCAGCAAUUGAAUCAAGCGACAAGUGUUUAACCAUCAAACUCGACAAGCUGGAGACGCAUUUUAUGGCCAAGAUGGGCAAGUGGAUGACCCCCGAAGAGGAGGCACGCCAAAAGUUCAUCAUGCGGGAGCGAGAUCGAGAACGAAAGCGCAUCAAACGCAUGAAUCCCGAGUAUCGACAAAUGGAACGGGAACGGGAUCGAUUUCGCAAACAGACGCCAAGGCCCAGUCUGCUGUCACCCGAGGAGGAGGCGCGCCACAAGUUCAUCAUGCGCGAGCGAGAUCGAGAGCGAAAGCGCAUCAAGCGCCUGAAUCCCGAAUAUCGGCGUAUGGAGCGCGAGCGCGAUAGAUUUCGCAAGAAGGCACGACGUGCUAACUUGACGCCCGAGGAGGAAUUGCGCUUGAAGAUGAUACAACGUGAACGGGAUCGCGAACGCAAGCGGAUCAAACGCAUGAAUCCCGAGUAUCGCCGGCUCGAGCAGGAACGUGAUCGGGAUCGCAAGAAGGCGAGACGCGCCAACGAAGCGUUCCGACAGCUGGAGAAGCUGCGUGAUAAGAUACGCAAGGAGCGUAAGAAGGGUUUGUUGGUCACAGAUCCCACGCAAUUGCCGCCGGAGUUUGCGGCCAUUAUACCGCCAGUGCCUGUUGAGCCUGAGGUGAUUAUUUCGACGCCGCAGACACAGCAACAACAACAACAACAGCAGCAGCAACAGCAGCAAUCACAAACGUUGCAGCAGCAAUCACAAACAUUGCAGCAGCAACAACAGCAGCAGCAGCAACAACAGACAGCCACACAUCAUCUGCAGCAACAGCAACAACAAUUGGCUGCCGCAGCUGCAGCGGCAGCAGCAGCACAUCAACAACAUCAGCAGCAACAGCAGCAGCGACGUCGCAACAUGUCCCACGUGCCAACGGCAACAUCGAGUCUGAAUAGCGCGACGUUGACGCAACUAACGGCGGCGGCUGCCGCUGGCAAUGCCGCCAUGCAUACGCCGACGGCACAUGCCACGCCCACGCAUUUGCAGCAGCUGAAUAAGCUGCAACAGUUGUAUCCGCCGCCCAGUUUUGCUCAUCCCGCCCUGCCCAUCGCCGGCGUCACGUUGAUGCCACAACUCUGCCAUCCGAUACUGCAUCAGAACCUGGGCGCCUCCAUCUAUGGGCCACCCAAUGGCAUCAAGCAGGAGUACGGCCAGGAUGUGAGUAGUUUAAGUGCCGCUGCAGCGGCUGCGGCCACAAGCUCUGCCUCGGCGGUGGCUGCUGCCCAGGCAGCGGCUCUCGCCUCGUUGCGUGGCAGCAGCAGCAGCGGCGGCGGACAAGCGGAUGAUCCGGACAUGGCAUUGAAUCUGGAGCCAGAGAUUAUACUGCAAACGCCGCCCGAUGUGAAUCCCGCGCAGCAGCAGCAGCAACAACAGCAGCAUCAUUUCAAUGCCCAUCAACAGCAGCAACAUCAUCUACAGCAGCAGCAACAACAACAGCAGCAGCAGCAACACUGCAACAUGUUCCAGCACAUGGCGCCACAAGCUCACAUGCAACACAUGCGACCGGCGCCGUUGCCACCACCGCCCACAGUUGUCCUGCCGCCACCGCCACCAACAACACACCAGCAGCAACAGCAACCACCGCCGCCGCCCCAGCAGCAGCAGCAACAGUUGCAGCCACCGCCACAUGGGCAGCAGCAGCAGUGAGAAUGAGAUUCAACCCAACUCGCCUUUAGUUCUUAAGCUCUCAACUAGCCACAACACACACACACACAUACAAACACACACACUCACAUAUGCAUUUGAAAAGUUCAGUUUUAUGUUAUUUUAGUUACGCGAAGAUAGAGAGCAUCGAAGAGAGAGUUCAAAGAGUAUUCACAGUUCAGUGUUGU
Messenger RNA from Drosophila albomicans, 2044 nucleotides. RefSeq names its product ecdysone-induced protein 74EF. The record is from RefSeq and is a predicted model, not a curated record. The coding region runs from base 240 to 1859 and encodes 539 amino acids. The transcript has 4 exons. Lineage: Eukaryota; Metazoa; Arthropoda; Insecta; Diptera; Drosophilidae.